This is a messenger RNA of Triticum turgidum subsp. durum (durum wheat), 1992 nucleotides long. Lineage: Eukaryota; Viridiplantae; Streptophyta; Magnoliopsida; Poales; Poaceae. The record is from the annotation of a GenBank genome assembly.
AUGAAGUUCAUGAAGCUGGGCUCCAAGCCGGACGCCUUCCAGUCCGGCGGCGCCGACGUCAGUCUUGACAUUUUCCUGAGCUUCUCCACAAUUGGUAUGCGUGAUUUCGGGGGUGAAAGCUUUGUAGGAGCGUUAGGCGGAUUGGUGGUCUCUGACCUUGCAACGGAUGUUAUUGUGCAUAUUGGUGAAGUCAAAUUCUACUUGCACAAGUUUCCCCUUCUGUCCAAGAGCAGCAAACUUCAGAAGCUAGUCCUUAAGGCUACUGAGAAAGGGACAGAUGACAUCCACAUAGAUGAUUUACCCGGGGGAGCAAAAGGGUUUGAAAUAUGUGCAAAAUUCUGCUAUGGGAUGGUUGUCACCCUCAGUCCCCACAAUGUUGUUGCAGCAAGAUGUGCAGCAGAGUUCCUUGGAAUGACCGAAGAUAUGGACAAAGGGAACUUGAUAUUCAAAAUCGAGGUCUUUAUAAACUCCAGCAUCCUCCGGAGCUGGAAAGACUCGAUCAUUGUUCUCCAGAGCACGAAGGCACUGUUACCUUGGUCUGAGGAGCUGAAGGUUGUCGGUAGAUGUAUCGACGCCAUUGCUUCGAAGACCUCUGUAGAUCCUGCAAAUGUAUCCUGGUCAUACAGUUAUAAUAAGAAAGGAGUAGCCUGCACUGAAAUAAUUGAGCCGGCAGGAAAAACUUCGGUAGCUCCCAAGGACUGGUGGGUUGAGGACUUGUGUGAAUUGGAUGUUGAUCUCUACAAGAGAGUUAUGGUUGCUAUCAAAUCCAAGGGGAGGAUGUCACCUGACUUGAUAGGAGAAGCCCUCAAAGCCUAUGCAGUUAGGUGGCUGCCAGACUCUUACGACGCUCUGGUCGCUGAUGAUUACAUGAGAAGGAACCAAUGCUUGGUGGAGACCAUAAUAUGGUUGCUGCCGUCAGAUAAGAGCUCGGGUUGCUCUUGCAGGUUUCUCCUGAAGCUCUUGAAAGUUGCUAUAUUAGUUGGGUCUGGGGAUCAUGUGAAGGAGGAGCUCAUGAGAAGGAUCAGUUUCCAGCUGCACAAAGCUUCGGUGAAGGAUCUCUUGUUGCCUGCUGCUUCGCCCAGUGAGGGCAUGCAUGAUGUUCAUUUGGUCCAUAAUCUUGUUCAGAGAUUUGUUGCAAGAACAGCAUUGUCUCACAAUGGCGAUUUCGUCGAGAAAUCUGAUGAGAAAAUGAUUGAGCUCAACUUUGAGCAAGAAUCCACUUUGGCUCUAGGGGAGUUGGUUGAUGGGUACCUAUCUGAAGUAGCUGCAGAUCCAGACCUUGAAUUCUCCACCUUUGUAGAACUAGCUACGGCGGUGCCAGAAGCAGCUAGACCUGUUCAUGACGGCUUGUACUACGCGGUUGAUGCGUAUAUCAAGGAACAUCCAGACAUAAACAAAGCAGACAAAAAGAAGAUCUGCAGCCUGAUAGAUGUCAAGAAGCUUUCGACAGAUGCAUGCGUGCAUGCCACACAAAACGACCGCCUGCCUCUCCGGGUGGUGGUGCAGGUCCUCUUCUUCCAGCAGCUGAGGGCGGGUUCAAGCAGUGUACCAGCCCCAACUGACGGCGGAGAGCAUGCUUGUGCAAAGCCUGUGCAGGAACAAAGCGAGCACUGCGAAAGGCGGAUACCGAGGCACCCAAACAAGCUGGAUAAGCAAGUGACAAGCCUAAGCGCAAGAGGAGAGGGCGAGGACCGGCACGUCGAGCUCAGGGGAGGCAGAAGCAGCUUCAAGGAUCAAGUUGUUGGCAGAAACAGCUUCAAAGAUCAAGUUGUUGGCAGGAACAGCUUCAAGGACCAACUCGGAGGCCUCCUGCUGCAGUCGCGGUCGAGGAGGAUAUUCGACAAGCUGUGGAGCAGCAAGGGGCAUGCAGAGAACGGCAAGGGUUCAGAGACGUCCGGCAGCUCACAGAGCCCGCCAUCGACGGCGAAGCCCACGGAAGUGAAGCCCUCUCCUCUCCCCCCUCUUAGGAACAGAAGGUAUUCUGUUUCAUAG